UAAAACUCUCAGAACUCUCAGCUCUGGCUCAGCUGAGUAGGCAAGUGGCCCAGCAGGAGUCGGUUCCUUUGCCUUGACUGUCUUUCACAGUAAUGAGGGCCUUUAGUAUUUGGAAGGGACAUCAAAGGUCAUCUGGUGGCAAGAAGAUCCCACAUCUGACAUUGCAUUUAUCAGAUUCUCCUGGGGAGCUUAAAAAUACAUCCAUCGCCGUCCUUAUGCAGGCCCAGUAAAUCAGAAUACCUGGAAGAAGAACUUGAAAAACAUCAGCCAGAUCUGGGGAUUGCUGAUCUGGUCCAGCUGCCUUCAUGAUUUCAGAUAAAGAAGAGCCAGGGGAGAUCUGUUCUCCAACACCUUACAUCACUGUGCAGACAAUUGGCAGUCAGGAGAGAGGCAGCUGCCACACUCUUCAGAUAUCUAUUUAAAGUUCAAAGAGACGGUGCGUGACAACAACGAAGAGGUGAGUGUGGCCCUGACCAACCCACCCAGCAACAGGAAGAAUGGCUGAAAAAGAAUCUACACUAUCACACCUUCUGGUCCCUAUUCUUCUCUUGAUUGGCUGGAUUGUGGGCUGCAUCAUAAUGGUUUAUGUUGUCUUCUCUUAGAAAGGCAAGAAGACUUCAGAUUGACUUCAUUUAGAAGAAUUAAGAAAAACAUGAACAUGACAGAUUAUUAAACAUUUCUCAUGUAAAUAAACUGCAAUGGUUGACAUCA
This is a messenger RNA of Herpailurus yagouaroundi (jaguarundi), 711 nucleotides long. RefSeq names its product small transmembrane regulator of ion transport 1 (gene STRIT1). The transcript has 4 exons. The coding region runs from base 498 to 602 and encodes 34 amino acids. Gene Ontology annotation, biological process: regulation of slow-twitch skeletal muscle fiber contraction; regulation of ATPase-coupled calcium transmembrane transporter activity. The record is from RefSeq and is a predicted model, not a curated record. NCBI's taxonomy places the organism in Eukaryota, Metazoa, Chordata, Mammalia, Carnivora, Felidae.